Uloborus diversus is the source of this 1488-nucleotide messenger RNA. Its product is annotated as zinc finger MYM-type protein 1-like. Bases 1 to 1488 code for a protein of 495 amino acids. Lineage: Eukaryota; Metazoa; Arthropoda; Arachnida; Araneae; Uloboridae. The transcript has a single exon. The record is from RefSeq and is a predicted model, not a curated record.
AUGGAGCCUAUUCCUGGAAGUUCAGUAAGUCAUGUUGGCCUCCUGAUAGACGCUAGAAAAGCCUCUAUAAUAGAGCAAAAUUUAAAACGCUUGAAGCCUAUAGUAAAAACCGUACUGUUUUGUGCCCAUAACAAUCUGCCUUUGAGAGGUCAUAGGGAUGACGGCAAUUUGAACAGCAGGGAAGAGCAAGAAAAUGCAUUAAGAGGAAACCAGGGUGUUUUCAAAAGUCUAUUGGCUUUUAGAAUUGAUGCUGGUGAUGAAGAUUUGAAAACGCACCUUACCACUUGCAGAAAAAACAGUACACAUAUCAGCAAAACAAUCCAAAACGACAUAAUCGAAUGCAUUGGCGAUUAUAUCCGUUCGGAGAUUACGAGUAGUAUACAAAAAGCCAAAUACUUCUCAAUAAUAUGUGAUGAAACCACAGAUGAAAGUAAGAAGGAGCAGCUUACGUUUUGUGUGCGAUAUGUCGACAUAGACAGUUUCACAACCAGGGAAGAUUUCCUUGGAUUCGUGGAACUCAAAGCGACAACUGGUUUAUCGAUUAAAUCCGCAAUAGACGAAGAACUGACAAAACUGAAUUUGUCUUACAAAUACCUCUGUGGACAAGGCUACGAUGGAGCAAGCAACAUGUCUGGGCCAUUUAAGGGCGUUCAAGCUCUAAUUUCCGAGGAGCAACCCCUCGCCAUUUAUACUCAUUGUUUCAGCCAUUCCCUGAAUUUGUGCAUCACAAAAAGCUGCCAAAUUCCUGUUAUAAGAAACGUAAUGGGAACAGUUGAGACUGUCUCUGUGUUUCUCUCGGCUUCUGCGCACAGAACAAAUGCAUUAAUCGAUGUUGUAGAAAAGCAAGACUUUUCGGAAACUAAAAAAAAGAGAUUGAAAGCACUUUGCCCUACACGGUGGGUAGAAAGGCAUGACAGCCUAAUAACAUUUAAGGAACUACUUGUUCCUGUUGUGACUGUGCUGGAAAGUUUACAUACAACUGCCUCUUCCGAAGCGUCAACAAAAGCAUAUAUGUUAAAUGCUUCAAUAAAAAGGAGUGAAUUUAUUGUUGGCGUCGAAAUAUCAGUGUACUGUCUCAGUUUGACACUGAGGCUAAGUCAGCAGUUGCAAAGCCCGAAGCAGGAUUUGUCUUCUGCAUUAGCUAAUGUGUCUCAAGUUUUGGACACUUUUCGGAGUGUAAGACAAAACGCAGAACUCGAAUUUCAAACUAUUUACAAAAACUGCCUUGAAAUUGCUGAAGAAUUGGAUCUGGAGUUAGAAAUACCCAGAUCAGGAAAGCGUAAAAGUGCUCGAGACUGUACACCUCCAGAAAAUCCAGAAGUUUAUUUCAGACGAACAGUCUUUCUUCCUCUGAUAGAUCACUUCAUUUCCGAGAUUGAUUGCAGAUUUAGCAGAGAUUUUCUUGGAGUGCUUCCCCUCGAAGGUCUAAUUCCAUCGAACUUGUCGAGGUAUACUGACAAAAAUAUUAUAACUGCUGCAGAAAAAUAG